AUGGGGGACGUUGACAUGGCCAAGUGGAGGUGCGGCCUCAUGAGCCUGAAAUGCACGUGGGCGGACCACCUCGUCGACGCCGUCUUCACGUUGAACAUCGUGCCUGAACGUGUGCGAGUCGAGGCGGUGCGAGAUCAUGUCGGCGACCCCAAGGACGGCGUCGAAAUCUUUCCGCUGCGCGACACGGCCGAAAUUCCCUCGAGCGACGAGUCGAUGGACGGUGCCCAUGAUUUCCUUGGUGCGGACAGCGGCGCAGACUUUGGCCCUCAGGCGCUGGACAUUCCAGAUUACGAUACAGACAUGGCUAUGGAUCUUGUCGUUCGUGCUGACGGCGGCGAUGGCACCCUUCCUGCUCCGCUGCCAGAGUCGCCAGAGCAGCGGCCAGAACCUAAAGGUCCUGAUGAGGAGGGCGUCGGCAUGGCCAACUGCCCGGAGGUAAACAUACGUUUAGACGGGCCCCCAGAAGGUUUCAAGAAAGAAAGGAUCCCCAUGAUUCCAUUCAUGUUAUGCAUCACUGGUACUAAGAAGCAAAGCGAUCUAUCGGGGAACCCACGUGAGCUUUAUUCAAUCUUGGCGGGCGAGCCUCCAGUUCCGAAGAAGCAACGUUGCGACGAUAACUUGGAUGUUGGGGUCGUCUGCUUGCGCGACUCCCCGCCAGAGCUGGGUGGCAAAGGGAAAGAGCCCAGUGGCAAUCCGUUUUCAUUUCAGCCACUUCCAGCACCGCCGCGUCAGACGGCAUGGGGUAGCUCUAUCCCUACGCCGACGCUGGCGGAGCCAGCAGGGAUGCAGUCGCAGCCGCCCUUCAGUGAUGCGGAGGAGCUUAACUGGGGCAAGGCCCAGGCCGAGGCACCAGCGCCUCCGCCAGAGGACGAGCGCAAGGGGCAGGCCAUGGGACUCGCAGAUGCAACGUUGAGGGCCUGGCGGCGCGAGGAGGAAGCAGUUCAGCGCUGCCCCGACCUCUACUGCGCGGAGGUCCUUCCUUGCCCGGGGCUGCGGUGCCCCGAGCCGCCGGCGCGCCCGGCUCUGCAGUGCCCGGCGGCGCCGGAGGUGCACUGCCCCGCCUGCUGCUCGGACGAGCGGGGGGCGCCGCCGCGGGCCGCUGGCAACGCGAGCUCGCCGGAGGGGGGCCCUCCUCAGGCCGCGCCUCGGCGCGCCCCGCUAGCCUCCGCGCUGGAGGGCUCGGCAGCGGCGGGGAGCGUGGCGGGGUGGCUCACCGGCGCCGCCGUGGAGCUGCUGGGAGGCAGCCUGGGGGUGUUCUGCUACGCCGUGCUGGUGGUCGCGGGCUCUUGGCGGGUACUCCAGCGGCAGCGAUUGAAGUUGUGGCCACCACGCCCGCCCGAUGGUGACGUGUACUGCGAGACGUAUGGAGGCAUAGACCACAACAUCGCGGCCGUGCGCUGGAGUGAUGUACGCCGGCAUCCUCCUCCAGGUGUGCCGCGGGAUUCGUAUCGGUUCAGGGGGGAGAUCACCCCAGCGGAGAGCAUGGAGUUCCAACGGCUGGCGAGGAUAGCGGCUCGGGACGAGUUCGUGGCCAGAGAUCGUCGUCAUGGUGGGCCAGGCGUGGAGCCCGCUGGAGGCGCGCUGCUGCCGCUGGCCGCCGAUGCGAGGGAGACGGCGGGCCGCUCCCAGUCGGGGGCGGAGGUCCGCUGCGGGCGGCCGCUGCAGCGGGUGUCGGCGCUGGUGCUGGACUUGCGGCGGGAGGAGCGGGGAUGCCGAGCCUGGGGGGCGCUGGCCUGUAUCAGAGCGGCCCCUGGUCCUCGCGGGCCGGCAGCUGUGCUGGUGCGGCGCAUGAAGUACGGCGAAGUGUCGAGGUACCUGCGGGUGGAGUUCAACGACGACGCGCGCGUGCUGCCGGUGGAGCUGCUGGGCGACAGGCGGCAGAGGCUGACCUGGCGGCACGCGGUGGAGCGGCCCUCGGUGACGCCCUUCGCCGACUGGCCUAUCUGGGGGCCGCUGACUGUGGAGUGGGUGAUGAGGUUCCUUGACCGACGAGGGGGUGGGCCUGGCGAUCAUCAUGCUUGGUGGCGUCAGGUCAAUCGGCUCCAGCGCGGGGACUGGGGCGUUGACAUCCACGAGAACGGUUCGCGCGCGCUGGAGACGGCCGCGAGCUACGACAACCUGGAGCUGGCCAACCCUGCGAGCCUGGAGGUGACCGCUCGGGAGUGCCAGCUCGUGGAGUACGCCUACUCCCGCGAGCCCAUCGGAGGGCCCGUGGCCGAGUCGGGCGACAAGAACGGCAAGAAGGACCAGAAGGGCAAGGGCCGCCCCCGCGCGGGCCUGCUCGACGAGAGCGACGUCUUCAUGGGGCGGCACCGCGAGGCGGCGAUAGACACGGCCACUGACGAGCUCGUUGACGCCCUGAACGACAUAUACAGGGCCCCCCGCGGCGGGUCUCCCCGCCGGGCUUCGAGACCGACGUUGGCGCAAAGACUCGCCCUGGAUCACCUGCGGCAACGCGUGGUGGACCUGGGGCCGCCUCCCGAGGACCUCGACGGACCAGGAGCCUUCGACGAGCUCCGGUCCAAGCUGGCCUACGACGGCUCGUCGUCCAGGCUGGGCCCUCUUCGUGUGGACCUACUUGACCUGCCUCCUCCUGGUUUUCACCCUGUGACGCACAGCGAGGCGGCGGGCCCUGCAGGCGAGUUGAUCGAGAAGAGGCUUCUAGAUAAGUUGUUGAAGCGGCUGCGCGCCGCGAACCUGCUCGUCUUCAGGUUCAGUGUUCGUCGUCGGGUAGGAUGCUUCAGCGUGUGGAAGAAGUCGGGCGCCCAGCGGCUGGUGAUUGAUGCCAGGAUCCCGAACUGCUUCUUCGAGGAACCCGACCCUGUGCAGCUGGCGAGCGGGGCGUGCUUCGCCAACCUCCAGUUGGACGCGGGACCCCCGCUGGUGCUGGGCGGCGCCGACAUCAAGGUGGCCUUCUACGCCAUCGCGAUGCCCGAGGAGCUGCGGGACCUUUUCGGCUUCGAGCCCAUCAAGGCGUGGGAGCUCGGGGUGACGCACGCGGGCGGGGAGGCCGUGAAGCCGGGCGACCGCGUCUUCCCGGUGAUCGCGGUGCUGCCCAUGGGCUGGGUGCUGGCGCUGCAGGCCUGCCAGUCCUUGCACGAGCUGCUGGCGCGUCGCGAGCCCGACGUGGGCGAGCACAACGCGCUGGCGGAUGGGCGACCGCCUCCUGGGCUCGAGCCGAUCGUCCACACGGAGUACGUGGACAACUUCGCGUGCUUCGGGAGGGACCCCGCAGUCGUGAGGGACGUCGUCGCGCGGGUGCGUGGGCGCCUGGUCGCCGCGGGGCUCCCAAUGCACGAGGCCGAGGUGAGCGUCGGCGGCGAUGCCCUCGGCUGGCACUUCACCGAGGGCGGCCGCUGCUCGAUGUCGCUGCGCACGGCGUGGCGGCUUCGGCUGGCGCUCUUGCACGUCGUGAAGCUGGGCCGGGCGAGCGGGCGCGAGAUGUCAGCGCUGCUUGGCCACUUCACCACGCAGGGGCUGAUCCGCCGCGAGGUGUUCUCGGCACCCCAGGCUUGCUUCGCCUUCGCUCAGCAAUUCAAGUCUGGGCGAGGCCAGCUCUGGCCCUCAGUGUAUCGGGAGCUUCGCUGGAUGGCCUCGCUCGUCUUCGUCGCUGCUCGAGAGCUGGACGCCCCCUGGCGUUCAAAAGUUCACGUCUUCGAUGCGUCGGAGUGGGGGUGCGGGGUGAUUGGUAAGACGAUCGACACGAGGGACGUGGUGGUUUCGAUCGGGCACCUCCUGUUCCGGAGCACGUCUGGGGGGGAGACUGGUGCCGAGUCGCUUCCUUCCGAUGGGCCUCUGGAGAUCACCAAGUUCACCUCGAAUCUCGAUCGGACUUCCUCGUCUCACAGCAAGCGUCACCUCAUCCUCGGAGAUGCCAUGACCGUGAUCCUUUCGCGGACCAAGGGCCGAGGCGCUUCUUUCGGGCUCUGCCGCGCCCUUCGGCGGUCUGCCGCCCUUGUGCUGGCCGCCAACCUGCGCCCCGCGUGGCGAUGGCUGCCCUCUGAGUGGAACGCGGCCGACGCGGCCUCGCGCAAACGCCGGAGCACCUGCGCUGGAGGCUGGAGCCCGAGGGACCUCGUCCGCGGGCACGGCGUCGACGACGGCCGCGACGAGCUCGCCGGGGACCUACGCUUCCACGGGCGCGUUCCCACGGCCCGCCGGGCAGCCCACCCGCCAGCGCCACGGGCGAGAGGCGCCCCAGGCCAGCGGACCGUGCUGGAGCGUCGGUCCGUGUCCGCGUGGCAGGAGAGCGAGGACCGGGACCAGUGCGACAGGUUCCUGACUUGGGCGAAGCAGCAACGGCUCAGGACGAGCCGCCUGAAGGAUCUAGAGGCGACCUUGGUGGAGAUGCUGAAUCAGAUGUUCUACGACGGCUGGAGGUCCAACACCGCCUCCAAGAUGGUGGCAGCGGCGGCGUACUUCCGCCCCGAGGCAGGGCCGGGCUGCUCGAGCCUCUCGCGAGUGCAGCUGGCCCGCCGGGGCUUCUCCCGCCUCGACCCGCCGCAGGCCAGGCUGCCGCUACCGUGGGCCGCGGCCUGCCUGGUGGCGCGGCGGCUGGCGAAGGGCGGGAGUUGGCACAUGGCCGCCGCCGUCCUCUUCGCCUUCAUCCACUACUUGAGGCCAUGCGAGCUGCUCCGCCUACGGGAGUGCGACCUGGCGCCGCCUCCGCGACAGUCCCGCCAGCGAGGACGCAGGUGGAGCGUGAUCCUCCACCCCCAGGAGCUCGCCAUCACCUCGAAGACGGGCGCCCGCGACGAGACGGUGCUCGUCGACAACGUGGAGGAGUUCGCGUUCUUGGAGAGGCUCCUCGCCCGGCUGCGCGGCAGCGGCGGCGAGCAGCUCGUCUUCCCCUUCAGCUACCGCGAGUGGGCGAAGGGCUUCGAGGCGGCCUCAACCGCCGUCGGCCUGGUCGGGGAUUCGCUGCCGGUGCUCUACAUGCUGAGGCACGGGGGGGCCUCCCACGACGCCAUGACGGGCGCGCGGGGGCUCCGCGACAUUCAGGGUCGAUGUCGGUGGAUGACGGAGCGAUCCGUAGUCAGGCACAAGAAAGGAGGGCGAGCGGUGCGCCGCGCCGCCGACAGCGCCGUGCAGAACAUUUCCGUGUGGCUCCUGCGGAGCUGA
Messenger RNA from Prorocentrum cordatum, 5121 nucleotides. The record is from the annotation of a GenBank genome assembly. Lineage: Eukaryota; Dinophyceae; Prorocentrales; Prorocentraceae.